Messenger RNA from Ogataea parapolymorpha DL-1, 1035 nucleotides. RefSeq lists its product as uncharacterized. The transcript has a single exon. The record is from RefSeq and is a predicted model, not a curated record. NCBI's taxonomy places the organism in Eukaryota, Fungi, Ascomycota, Pichiomycetes, Pichiales, Pichiaceae. Bases 1 to 1035 code for a protein of 344 amino acids.
AUGCAAGCAGAACAUCCGGAAGAAGCCAUUGCUGAGAAGAUCUUGAAGCGGGCCGAAAUCGCGAGGAUUACUCGGCAACUCAAAAGCAAGCUUUUCAGGGCUGGCAUGAAAGUUAGAGAAAGCCAGGGAAAGACUGCAAAUUCCUCCUCCCCGCCUAUAUGGUCCUCUCCCACUAGAACCUCCGACCCACUCGACAAGGGGACUUCCCCUUCCACGUCUCCUAUGAAGCGAAAAUCUUCUGAGACAGGAGACGAUUUCUCAUCGCCCGUGAAACGCCUCCAUCACGCAAACAUUCCAUCGUCACCAUUCUAUCCUUCCAAUAACGACAUUGGAUACGCGUCAGCUGACAAGUCACCUCACCAACAGAAGAGCGAGCUAGUACCAAUUCCAAAAACACCGCCUUCGAACAACAAAGCCAUGCUCGACGACAUAGCUCUUCAAAAAACGUCGAAUGGCACCAAGGAAAACGCAGCCGGGUCCGCACAGUCGGCGCUACAAUCGGCAUUAUUUUCCACGCCUAAGAGUACUCGUACGAAAAAGAACUUUGAUUUCAAAACUCCUAAUUCCAGGUACGUCAACGAGAACGAAGAAGGAGCAGACCUGCUGCUUUAUUUGUCGAAUUCGCCGGCUAGAACUUCCAACUCUAGAGAAGCCAAAGACUCCAGCAGCUUCCUCAACAUUCCUACAACGCCUAAAUCCAACCACGCUUCGAUGCUCAAUUUGAACAGCACACCUAACCUGGGGAUUGAGUCUACGCCGCCACGAAACAGCUCUUCUGCAUUGCCAUUCUCGACACCGUCGCUUCUGCAGCCACCAAGCACACCUGGAAAUGGCAGUAUACUCGGUGCCAAGCUGUUUGGCACCACGAAAAAUGGCUCCAGGACCCCAGCAUUUAGUAUGUCUGAUUACGUGAGCAUUUUCACACCAAGCCCAAGACACACGCGCACACCAGAAUUUUCGCACGGGUUCGUAAAGCCUGCGGUGCUCAGCUACUCAAAGGAAUUGAACGGAAUAACAAAGAACGACGAAAACUAG